AUGUCUAACGAGAAAGAUUACAAUGCAGUUCGAGAAGCCAUUAAACAAAUACUGCCGCAGCCUGGUUAUGACGACGGUUCAGCUGGUCCAGUACUUGUAAGACUUGCCUGGCAUGCUUCUGGCACUUACGAUAUUCAUACCAAUACUGGAGGUUCUAAUGGUGCGACAAUGAGAUUCGCCAUGGAAGCGAAUGAUCCUGCAAAUGCCGGCUUAGAACAUGCUAGAAAGUUUCUUGAACCUAUAAAACAAAAAUUUCCAUGGAUAUCUUAUGCUGAUUUAUGGACAUUAGCUGGAGUUGUUGCUAUUGAAGAAAUGGGAGGACCAGUUGUUCCAUGGAGACCAGGUCGAAAAGAUAAGACUCAAGAGGAUGAAUGUCCACCAAUUGGUCGUUUGCCUGAUGCUGCUCAUACUCAACAACAUGUUCGUGAUGUGUUCUAUCGAAUGGGUUUCACUGAUCGCGAAAUUGUUGCGUUAAUUGGUGCUCAUUCCAUCGGUCGAUGUCACAAAGAUCGUUCAGGUUAUGACGGUCCGUGGACUUAUACACCCACACGAUUUUCAAAUCAAUUUUUCGUUCUACUGUUAAGUAUAAGUUGGUCGGUCAAAAAUGUGAAUGGUAACAUACAAUUUAAAGACCAUGAGGAUGAAUUAAUGAUGUUGCCGGCGGAUAUUGCUUUAAUUAUUGAUCCGAAAUUCCGAGAGAUUGUGGAAAUAUAUGCAAAAGAUAAAAAGGUUUUCUUUAAUGAUUUUGCCUCUGCUUUCGGAAAAUUGUUGGAACUUGGGGUCACGAGAAAUGUUAGUGAUGCUUCUAAACUAUAA
Molecule: messenger RNA, 816 nt
Organism: Ambispora gerdemannii
Lineage: Eukaryota; Fungi; Glomeromycota; Glomeromycetes; Archaeosporales; Ambisporaceae
Source: the annotation of a GenBank genome assembly